Rasamsonia emersonii CBS 393.64 is the source of this 759-nucleotide messenger RNA. Its product is annotated as UMTA methyltransferase family protein. Lineage: Eukaryota; Fungi; Ascomycota; Eurotiomycetes; Eurotiales; Trichocomaceae. The transcript is spliced from 6 exons. Bases 1 to 759 code for a protein of 252 amino acids. The record is from RefSeq and is a predicted model, not a curated record.
AUGGCAGAAGUUAUCACGGCUACCGUGACGGUAAAAGCCUAUCUUCUUCCCAAUGACGAGGAUGAAUCCGACCGGCUAGACAUGGUUCACGAAAUGGUGUUGACGAUUAUGGAUCGAAGACUCUUUUUUGCGCCUAUCAGCGAAGCACCACAGCGUGUGCUUGAUCUUGGUACUGGAACGGGGAUAUGGGCCAUCGACUUUGAGGUAGGCUGUCAUGAUGAGAAUAUCUUACAGCCAGCUAAGCUGUUUAUACAGGUGAUGGGCAUUGAUCUAAGUCCUAAUCAACCAACAAUCAAUGUGGCCCCCGGAGGUUGGGUGGAAAUCCAAGACUGGGAGGCCAAUCUGACCUCUCAGGAUAACUCGACCAAGAACACCUCCCUCGAGCAAUACUACGAUGUUGUCCUCGGCGCAUUUGAAAAAGUCGGUUAUGUAUCGAGUCCAGGGCCGCACCUGGAACAGUGGUUCUGCGAUGUCGGGUUUGAAGACAUCCAUGUAGAGAAGUAUCCAGUCCCCUUGGGAGUAUGGCCCAAGGAUAAAAAGUUGGCAGAGUCCGGAUUUGAAUCUGCCGCCAUGGCCGUCUUAACGCGAUACGAGGGAUGGUCCAAGGAUGAAGUGACGAUUCUCGUUGCAAAGGCAAGAACCGAUGCGAAAAACCGCGACAUUCACUCCUUAUUCCAUUUUCUGACGGUCUUAGCUAUGUGGCCUACGGUCGAAAACCAGAAAGGUCUACGUGAUUCCCUGCGUUACGACACCAGUUGA